UUCAAUUCAAGAAUAUCAAGGUUGCAUUUCCAAAGUUUCAUUUCAGUAAGGGCGGUUUCCAGUACUGGGAAACCGCUCUUCGCAUUGAAUAAUAGGAAAGUUUCAUUAACUUUUCUUCCAUUUUCUUGAUUUUGACUUUUUUCUUUCCUUUAAUCAUACGUUUUCUUUCUGCAACAAGUUUCUUUUUAUGUCCAUGUUCUUCUUUUUCUUUCUGGGUUUUUGAUCUUAGGAUUUUACCUGAUCAUUCCUCUUUGACUGUGUGUACUUGUAAUUCCUUGCAAUUUGUUUUGUUCAAACUGGAGAAGUUUGAGAACUGUAUGCAUAUAAGAGGAUUAUCAGUUUCAUACUUUGAGUUGGGUUUUUGUGCCCAAUUCAAUAUUCAAAAAGCAGAUUGUUGUUUCCAUUUUGUUCCUAAUCGAAAGAAGAAACGAAAAUGGCUAGAUUUCACCAAUGCUCAUCUCCUCAACCCCGCGAAUGGGUGAAGGGCAAAGUUAUUGGAUCAGGAUCACAUGGUAAUGUUCAUUUGGCCAUGAAUAAAGUCACAGGAGAACUCUUUACUGUAAAGUUUGCACAUUCCAGGAUCGCUGUUCAAUCUUUAGAGAACGAGGCUAACUUCCUGGAGAGUUUCGAUUCGCCAUACAUUGUCCAGUAUCUAGGAAAGAACAUCUCAAAAGGAUCAUCAAAUGAUGAGACUAGUCUGAGUAUUUUCAUGGAGUAUAUGCCUGCAGGCAGUUUAUCAGAUGUUGCGGAGAAAUUUGGCGGAGCAUUAGACGAGGAAGUUAUUCGUUUGUAUACAAGAGAGAUUCUUUGUGGUUUGAAGUGUAUUCAUGAGCAAGGGAUUGUGCAUUGUGAUCUCAAGUGCAAGAAUGUGCUUCUAGGCUCUUCUGGUAAUGUAAAAUUGGCAGAUUUUGGAUGCGCAAAGAGGGUAAAAGACGUGGGAAGGAAUGUGAAUUUAUUGCAUUCCUGGCAGGAUAUUGGAGGCACUCCACUGUGGAUGGCUCCUGAAGUUCUGAGAAAAGAACGAUUGGAUUUCGCUUCGGAUAUAUGGUCCUUGGGAUGCACUGUCAUUGAAAUGGCUACAGGAAAAACUCCUUGGUCUGGUCUGCAGGUUUCGAAUCCAAUGGCUGCAGUGUUAAAGAUCGCGUGCAGCGAUGAGAAGCCUCGAUCUCCAACUCACUUUUCUGAGGAGGGACUAGAUUUCUUGACCAGAUGCUUGGAAAGGAAUCCUGAAAUGAGGUGGAGCGCUGAAGAACUGCUUGACCAUCCAUUUAUUUCUGCCAAAUUGCAGAGGAAAUUCGCGUGCUCACCUGUAAGUGUUUUCGAGGUUGGUAUCUUUGAUGAGGCUUAUGAAUCAGAUGAAUCAGUAAGUCCUAAUGAAGACGAGUUCCGAGGCAGAAAUCCUUUCUCAACAAGGCAUUGCGAGGAAAGGAAGAGAAUAGAAAGGAGGCAGCGGGCUGCAGAUAAUGACUUUGGCUCAUCAGAAGACUGGAUUACUGUUAGAUCAGGUUGAAGAAAAUGUAUAGACUGUCAGUUUUCAAUGUACAGAUUAUGAAAUAAAAUAAGCAGUAUUUUUUUU
This is a messenger RNA of Hevea brasiliensis (rubber tree), 1576 nucleotides long. Its product is annotated as mitogen-activated protein kinase kinase kinase 18-like. The record is from RefSeq and is a predicted model, not a curated record. NCBI's taxonomy places the organism in Eukaryota, Viridiplantae, Streptophyta, Magnoliopsida, Malpighiales, Euphorbiaceae. The transcript has a single exon. Gene Ontology annotation, biological process: protein phosphorylation. Bases 434 to 1510 code for a protein of 358 amino acids. Gene Ontology annotation, molecular function: ATP binding; protein kinase activity.